Messenger RNA from Penaeus vannamei (Pacific white shrimp), 553 nucleotides. The record is from RefSeq and is a predicted model, not a curated record. Lineage: Eukaryota; Metazoa; Arthropoda; Malacostraca; Decapoda; Penaeidae.
CGCCCGCCUCAUCUUCAUCCUCAGGAACGGAGGCGAGAAAAAAGUCGAAAAGUUUUCAGAGAAGGAGGGAAGAAAGUUCAGGGAUCUCAUGAACCACUACUCCGACAUCAAGGUCAGGAAGGACUACAUGAAAGACGUCGAGAAGAUGAUGUCAGACUUGAAGACUUACAUCGGAGAAUCCUUUCUGCCCAACGAGUCCGAUUUCUUGGGGAUCUACGGAAGGGUGAUGGUCAACCGCUUCUGCCUCCACGACGAGGAACUGGGCAUGGUGGGCAGCGGCCUCUACCUCGCAGCUUCUAUCUUCGACCACGCUUGCAUACCCAAUUGCAGCUUCAGUUUCGAGGGCACCAAAGUCGUCAUUCGAGCGUUGACUGACAUGGAUGACUUUUCUUUUAACAAGUGUCGCAUAAGCUACCUGGACCCGCUGCAAGGAACCAAGGAGAGGCGAGAAGAACUGUACAAGUUCUGGUUCUUCUGGUGUGACUGCAAACCCUGUCAUGAUGAGGAGACUGUCGAUGGAGAAUACGAUAAAAUUGCGAGAACUCAUCCCUAG